AUGUGGCGCCAUCUAUCGACAUCAACCGCUUUAUUCGCUCGAGAUGCUCUUGCUAAACAUAUAUAUUCACAAUUAUUUGGAUGGAUUGUCGAAGAAAUAAAUAAAUCAUUAGAAUAUGUUGGUCAACGACAAUCAUUUAUUGGUGUUCUUGAUAUUUACGGUUUUGAAACAUUUGAAAUGAAUAGUUUUGAACAAUUUUGCAUAAAUUAUGCAAAUGAAAAAUUACAACAACAAUUUUGUCAACAUGUAUUUAAACUUGAACAAGAAGAAUAUAUGAAAGAAAAAAUAACUUGGUCAUUUAUUCAAUUUUAUGAUAAUCAACCAUGUAUUGAUUUAAUUGAAAGCAAAUUAGGAAUUUUAGAUUUAUUAGAUGAAGAAUGCAAAAUGCCUAAAGGAUCUGAUGAAAAUUGGCAUAGGAAAUUAGUUACUCAACAUGGAAAACAUCCAGAUUUUUUAACAAAAAAAUUAACAGCUAAUUCAACAUUUAUUAUAAAUCAUUUUGCAGAAAAAGUUGAAUAUUCAAUCGAUGGUUUUCUCGAAAAGAAUCGUGAUACUGUACUUGAAGAUCAAUUGAAAAUGUUAAAAGAAAGCGAACUUGAUUUUGUUGUUCAACUAUUUCUCGACGAAGACGAUAAAACAAGUGGAUCAAAAACAUCAACAUCAACUAAAUCUUAUCAAGUGCAAAAAACAGGAACAUUACAAGCAACAUCAAAAGUUCAAGCACAAAGAAAGAAAACUGUUGCAUCUCAAUUUCGUGAUUCAUUAACAAGUUUAAUGGCAGCAUUAAAUUCUACUGAACCUCAUUAUGUUCGUUGUAUAAAACCUAAUGAUCAAAAAGCUCCAUUUACAUUUGAACCUCGUCGUGCAGUACAACAAUUACGUGCGUGUGGUGUUUUGGAAACUGUUCGUAUAAGUGCUGCUGGUUAUCCAUCUCGUUGGACUUAUCAUGAUUUUUUUAUUCGUUAUCGUUUAUUAACUCGUUCAUCAUUAAUUGAUCGUACAAAUUAUCGUCGAACAUGUGAAAAUAUUCUUAAAAAUUUAAUUUCUGAUAAAGAUAAAUAUCAAUUUGGAAAUACAAAAAUAUUUUUUCGUGCUGGUCAAGUUGCUUAUUUAGAAAAAUUACGUUCAGAAAAACUUCGUGCUUGUACUAUUAAAAUUCAAACAACAUAUCGUGCUUAUUAUGCUCGUAAACGUUAUUUGAAAAUUCGACGUACAACACUUGCACUUCAAACAUUAUCACGAAGAUAUUUAGCUAGAAAACAUGCUGAAGAUAUUCGUCGUACACAUGCUAUUACUUUAUUUCAAUCAUUAUGGCGUAUGCAAUUAGCUUUUCGUAGUUUUCAAGCACUUCGUUUUAUUGUUAUUGAUAUUCAAUCUCGUUGUCGAGGUUAUUUAGUUCGACAAAAUCUUCAACAAAGAAUGAUUGAACGAAGUGUUCUUACAAUUCAAUCGUCAAUACGUAUGUGGAUUGCACGUCAAAGAUUUCUUACAUUUCAACGUGCUAUUAUUCUUUUACAAUCACAUCAACGUAGACGUGAAGCUUGUUUAGAAAUUAAACAACUUCGAGUUGAACAACGUUCUAUUGAACAUCAAAGACAAUUAAAUAAAGGUUUAGAAAAUAAAAUUAUUUCAUUACAACAUAAAAUUGAUGAACAAAAACGAGAUAAUGAACGUUUAACAUAUAGAGAACAAGAAUUUGAAAAUUUAAAAAAAGAACAUGAACAAUUAAAACUUCAAAGUAAAGAAUUAAAACAAAACUUAAAAAAACAAUCAUCUUUGGAAGAAGAACUUCAACAACUUCGAUCAGAAAAUGAACGUCUUAAAUCCGAUAAUGGAUUAUUACGAUCUGAUUUAACUCAAACAAAACAAUUAAAAGAUGAAAUUAUUUUAAAAAAUAAUGACUUAGUUACACAAUUACAAAAUGAACUUGAAAAUAAAGCAAAAGAAAUAACAAAAUUAGAAAAACAAUUACUUGGAGAUUUAUCAACACAAGAUUUAUCUUUAACACGUGUUAAACAGCUUGAAGAAGAACUAAAUGCUGAAAGACAACAAAGACAAAGACUUGUUAUUGAAAUGCAUAGAUUAGAACAAAAAUGUGAAAAUCUUCAAAGUGAAUUACAAAAUGGAAAUAUUAAUACAACGAAACAAGUACCAUCUGAUUCAAAUAUGACUUGGGAUUCGAAAUUUAUGGAUACACUUGAUCUCUAUGAUUUACCUGUAAAUAUUACAAUUUUAAUCAGAAAUAUUCGAAGAUCAUUGACCAAUGAUGGUUUAACCCCACGUCGUCCUCCUCCUCUUCAUUCAUCCACUGUUAAUAAUCACCCACGUUAUUUAUCAACUACGCAAACAAAUGAAACAUUAGAAGAUAUUGGUGAAACAGGUGGUGGUGGCCUUCUUCUUCGUCUUCAACGACGUCUUAAACAACUUGAACAAGAAAAUAAACUAAUGAAUGAAGAACUUGAGAAAGGAAUAACGAAUUCAUCAAAAUUAGGAACAAUUAAGAAAAAUUCUUCAUGGCAUUUAGAUGAAUUAGAAAUGGAAAAAUUAAAAAAUGAUUUAAAAGCAUUAAGAGAACAAAUACUUAAAGGUGAUGAAAAAGCUGCUAAAGAACAAUUACUAGCUCAAUUUGAUGCACUAAAUGCUGAAUUAGAACAUCGUCGUCGUGAACAAAUUGAAAUGAAAUCAAAAUUACAAGAACGUGUUAUGCAACAUGAGAAUGAAACAGAUGAUGUUAUUGCAGCCGAUGCUAUUGAACAAGCUUAUCAAAGUCAAAAACAAAUAAACAAAAUGCUUGAACUUGAGCUCGAACAAUGUCGAACAUCAUAUCAACGUGAAUAUGAAAGAACACAAGAACGUUUAGCACAACUUGAAACAGAAAAUGUUGAAUUAUAUAAAUCAAUUGAUGAAAAUACAGUUGAUGAUUCUAUGAAACAACAAAUAUCUAGUGUCAUCAAUGAAAAUCUUGAACUUCAUCAACAAAUUGAAAAUAAUCAUGCAGAAAUUCGAAAAUUAAGACGUGUUAUCAAACUUGUUAAUAAAAGUUUUUCAGCAGAUUUUGCGACAUAUUCAAAAUUUUGUUGCUUUAGACUUGCUGAAUUGCUUAGUAAAGAUGUAAUUAAAGACAAAGGUCUUUGUUGUAGUUUUGUUAUUGCAAAUGUUCCACGUGAUGCACCUGUAACUGAACGUAUUAUACCAUUAGCUAUAUUUCAGUCAGAACAAUCAAUACGUAAUCAUUAUUUACGUAAAUGGUUACGUCUUUCAACAGUUGGUAAUCUUGAUAUACGAGAAAUACUUGAUUGGAAUUAUUAUAUUGAACGUUUUAACUCUUUCAUGCCGGGUGUCCCAUAUACGGGACGGUGA
Messenger RNA from Rotaria sp. Silwood2, 3360 nucleotides. The record is from the annotation of a GenBank genome assembly. NCBI's taxonomy places the organism in Eukaryota, Metazoa, Rotifera, Eurotatoria, Philodinida, Philodinidae.